AUGCCACAAAAUGCCCUGCCUUCGCCCCUACUUUCAUGCGCUCCACGGACAUGUGAUUUGGAUCGUGAACAUCUCGUCCUCGAAUGGUUGUUCGACCAUGCGGCAAAGCGUCCGGACGCCAUCGCUCACGAAAUCUAUACCUCCAUGGAGAAGCCGCCUUUCCUGCUGACCUACGGCGAGUAUAAUCGGCAGAGUAACAUUCUCGCCCGCUGGUUAGUCGCGAACGGUAUCCAUAUAGAGGACAAAGUAGCUCUAUGUAGCCCGAGAACACCUCAUUUCUACAUCAUCAUGGCUGCCAUUUUGAAAGCUGGAGGGUGUUACGUUUCGAUCGACCCAGAGCUACCUACCGAGCGAAAGCGUUUUAUCGUAGAAGAUAGUGGUGCUCGCCGGGUCUUCGCCGCUCCCGAAGAUGCAUCCAUCUUUGGCGAUGUUGCAGUACCUAUAACGACGGCUUUCAUGGAGCAACUAGAGUCCGACUUCAGUGAUAGCAAUAUCUGCCUUGCUACUCUGCCUUCAUUGGCGUAUCUUCUUUAUACGUCUGGUACCACUGGGAACCCGAAGGGCUGCCUUUUAACCCAUCGAGGAUUGUUUUGGGCCAUGGACGCCUUCUGUGCUCUACCAAAGCCCGUUACGAACCCCGACACCGACAAACGUUUAGCCCUAGCGUCCACCGCAUUCGACGUCCACAUCUCCGAAAUCGUCCAAAGCUGGUGUCUCGGUUCGCGGCUGGUCAGCGCGCCGCGUUUUGAACUGUUAACGCAACUGCGCCGGCACAUCAUCUCGAUUGGUGUGACGCACAUCGGUAUGGUGCCGAGCAUGAUCGAAGCCUUGCUGGAGAGUCCGGACGGCCUACCCAUAAAGUAUCUCGUGUCAGGUGGUGAGAAAAUCACAGAUUCGCUAUUGAAGAAAUGGUCUGCGAGACCAGACUUGGUUCUCGCCAACUUUUAUGGUCCUACGGAAGCGACGAUUGGCUGCACUUCGAGGCAGAUAGGCCUGAACGACCGCAAAGAAAACAUCGGAAGGGCUUUUCCGUCAUGCUCCGCAUACGUCGUUGAUCGUGACCUGAAUACGGUGCCGUUGGGAUGCCCGGGAGAGCUGGUCAUAAGCGGACCUCUCGUUGCACGCGGCUAUCACAACCUUCCUGACGUAACAUCGAAGGUGUUCAUCGAUUACCCUACUCCAGGGUGUACGGCGUACCGUACCGGUGAUCUAGUUCGCAUGAUGCCGGAUCACUCCAUCGAAAUCAUGGGUCGUAUCGACAGCCAAGUCAAAUACCGUGGAGUGCGCAUCGAAACGGAAGGGAUAUCUUCGAUACUCCAAGCCGCCGGCGGUGUCAAGAAGCUCACCGUUUCAACUUUCAUCACGACCCAUCCCGCUGUGGGUACACAGGAGCUGCUUGUCAGUUUCUUUGCCUUCGGUAAUGAUGUCUCUGUUGUCGAGCGUCGGUCUUCUAUCCCUUCGUUGGUUCAAACGGAUGAAGCGAAGGCGCUGGUGCAAACGCUGAAAGCAGCCGUUCAAGUACAGCUUCCGGCUUAUAUGCGACCGGCGUACAUUCUUCCUGUCGAAUUCAUUCCGCUAAGCUUGAAUGGGAAGACGGAUACCAAAGUUUUGGCGCGUGUUUUGGGCAGCUUGGAUAUGCGGGCUUUAUUGGGAAAUUAG
Desarmillaria tabescens is the source of this 1659-nucleotide messenger RNA. RefSeq names its product acetyl-CoA synthetase-like protein. Lineage: Eukaryota; Fungi; Basidiomycota; Agaricomycetes; Agaricales; Physalacriaceae. Gene Ontology annotation, molecular function: phosphopantetheine binding. The transcript has 8 exons. Bases 1 to 1659 code for a protein of 552 amino acids. The record is from RefSeq and is a predicted model, not a curated record. Gene Ontology annotation, biological process: amino acid activation for nonribosomal peptide biosynthetic process; secondary metabolite biosynthetic process. Gene Ontology annotation, cellular component: cytoplasm.